AUGCUAAUCAGUGAAAGAGCCUAUUGCUGGCCAAGAGGAAUUGCUCAAAGUAGAUCUGAAGGAAAUUUGGUUGACAUGGAAGUCUCAAAAUUCUCAAAAAAUCAUAUUACAGAGACCAUUGCAGUUUGUAAAUUAAACCACCAAGGAGGGUCAGUUCAGUUACCUGACUCAGACAUCAUUGUUCAUGUACCCCAGGGAAACAUAACCAUAGGAGAAUUUCAGGAGGUAUCUCUGAGAGCAUUUCUGGAUCCUCCACCAAAGCUGAACCAUAAUCUCUCCUGUACUGUAAGCCCUCUUUUGGAAAUAAGGUUAAGCAACCCUAAAACCAUAAGAGCUAUUUUGCUGGAGAUGAAAAUUGGAGCAGAAGUAAAAAUAGAUCCCCUGAGCCAAGUCAUGACAAAAAUGGUGUGUUUAUACAGCCUGGACAGAGAAGGCCCUUUCCAAGCACUGAACAACUGCUAUGUCUACAAAGACACCAUCCAAGCAAAGUUUCUUGAUCUGAGCCACGUAAUGUACAUAGUCAUAGCUGUACAAGCUGAGGCCAUUCAGCCACCAGCUGCUACUAUUUGGAAUUAUAUUCACAAAACCACUUCCAUUGGAAUUUAUGGGCCCAAAUAUAUCCAUCCAAGUUUUACUGUUGUUUUUGUAGCUCUGCUAAAGAUGGAUCACCAAGCAUUAGUGGAACGUCUUCUCCAAGAGGCUGUUAUUCUAACCUCAGCUGUUAAGCUCGGAAGAAGCUGGAGGGAACUUGCUGAGAAAUCUGCAGGACUCACUAAGCAUCAGAUGCAGGCGUAUGAAAUUCCUUACCGAGGAAAAUCUGGAGAUGUUUCAGCCGAGAUGAUGUGGAAACCUGCCUAUGAUUUUCUCUAUGCAUGGAGCAGUCACAAUGGAAACAACUGUAGAGAUGUGUUACAAGACCUUCAAUCAGCUUUGGACAGAAUGAAAAACCCUGUCACCAAACAGUGGAGAGACUUAACUGGAACUCUAAUACUAGUAAAUUCUUUACAGGUUCUGAGAGUAACUGCUUUCACUACUUCUCAGGAAGCAUAGACUGAAGCAAGUUUGGGGAUAAAGGAAAAUGCUAAGUGGGAAAGUGUGUUUGUAUGUGUGUGUGUAUGUAUAAGUGUGUGUAUGUGUGUGUAUGUAUGUAUGUGUGUGUGUGAG
Molecule: messenger RNA, 1164 nt
Organism: Microtus oregoni (creeping vole)
Lineage: Eukaryota; Metazoa; Chordata; Mammalia; Rodentia; Cricetidae
Gene: Macc1
Product: MET transcriptional regulator MACC1
Exons: 4
Coding region: 1-1050 (349 amino acids)
Cellular component (GO): cytoplasm
Source: RefSeq, a predicted model, not a curated record